Alnus glutinosa is the source of this 774-nucleotide messenger RNA. Its product is annotated as transcription factor WER-like. The coding region runs from base 28 to 774 and encodes 248 amino acids. The transcript is spliced from 4 exons. NCBI's taxonomy places the organism in Eukaryota, Viridiplantae, Streptophyta, Magnoliopsida, Fagales, Betulaceae. The record is from RefSeq and is a predicted model, not a curated record.
AUCUCUCUCUCUCUCUCUCUCUCUUAAAUGGCUCCAAAAAAUGAUGGAUCAGCCAAGAAAGUAAUGAACAAAGGAGCAUGGACAGCAGAGGAAGAUCAAAAACUGUCUCAGUGCAUUGAAAUCCAUGGUGCAAAGAGGUGGACAGCAAUUGCACUCAAUGCAGGUUUGAAUCGAUGCGGGAAGAGUUGCAGAUUGAGAUGGUUGAAUUAUCUGAGACCCGAUAUCAAACGAGGCAACAUAUCAGAUGCAGAAGAGGACUUGAUACUUAGGCUUCAUAAGCUACUAGGGAACAGGUGGUCUUUAAUUGCUGGGAGACUUCCAGGACGGACCGACAACGAGAUAAAGAACUACUGGAAUUCUUAUCUGAGCAAGAAAAUAAAUCAAAAGGAGAAAGCACCGGAGGCUUCAACGACAACAGCACAAGAUGAUCAGGUAAUUAUGCCUCAAAAAACCUAUAGCGUCGAUCAUGUGGACGUGGAGGGUGCUAAAGGAGGCGGGAAUUCUGAAGGAAACUUUGAUGUGAACGAGUUCUUUGACUUCACCGCUGAAGGAUCGUACGAUUUAAACUGGGUGAACAAAUUUCUUGAACUCGACAAGGAUCCUUGGCUCACUGAGAAAUGCUGGAGUGUGGUGUCCAAGGUGCUGUCUGGAGGAGCUGUUGGGCGUGUUGUCCAGGUGCAGAAGGUGCUGCAGGUUACUGUCCAACAGCUGCUGUCCCUUGCAGGUGUUGCCAGGUGUGCUGUCCAAGUGCAGAAGGUGUUGCAGGUCGUGUAG